UGCCAUAAAAAGAGGUAAAAAAGAGGUUUUUUCAUAUAGCCUGAUCGCAGAGGCACAAUCUUGAUACUUUGACAGUGAGCGAAUUGUCAAAAACUCUGAGAAGGAAGCAGAGAAGUAUUUCAAGUAAUAGAUCAAACACACAAGACCGUGUUUGACCACAUUUCCAAACAGCGAGAAGACAGUGAAAAAUAAGACGCGUAGUGGAGAAUUUUUGACGAAAUUCGUGGUGUUUGGUAAUGUGGUCAAACACAGUGUUGAGUGUUCGAUACUAAAACCAAGGAGAAAACAGAGAAAUGGAAUCGUAAAAAUCUAUGCUAAUUAAGAUCUGAUAUCCAUGCCAAACACCCGUCACAGUCAUGACGAAUUAUUAAUGAGCUUAAAUCCUUUAGUUAUUUAUAUACGUCAUUUUCUGAGGCACAAUUUGAUUUCUUAUCACAUGGUCAAAUUUUCACGGUCAGUUGAUCUAAAACCGCGUUAAAAAUGUUAUCGCUUCUCUUGAUAAUUAUGUUUCUAAACAUAGCUUUAAAACUUUCUUUUUUUCUUGACUAGCAUUGAAUAGUAUUUCCGACAAAUGUAUGCUUCAUUGUAAUUUUUGGAUUAAAAAUCGCGAGCAGCUCGUGCGCGCAAAUCGCCCCGCAAGAAAUUAUUACUCGGGUGGAUUUUAACAAGUGACGUCACAGAACUUAACAUGGCUUCUUUUGUGGCCAGAACACAGAUGUUCAAAUAGCCACUAAGCUUGAUAAAAACCGCUAUAAAUGAUCUUUUAAUCCCGCGAUCCACUGGAUAAACAAAGCCAGUUUAAAUUGCAAAAAGAAGCUUUGGUUUCUCAUUAAACUUUCAAGUACAUCAUUUAUUCUUAGUAGCUCGAUUCUUAAACUGAAAGUGUGUCUUUCAAUUGGGUUUUUGGACUGCACUUUGAUUUUCCCGAUGUGAUUGUUUCGCGAAUUGUUGCAUUCAGUUUUUUCUUCGUGAAAGGAAGGAAAUUGCUUUCCUAAGCGUACACCUGUUUCUCUGGAGUACGUUCAAGUUGGCAGUGCGUGGGGAGCAUACUUCGCACCUUUGACACACUGCGAGCAGCGGGUCACAGGCUAUAAAAACCGCGGGAUUGAAUCAACGCCCAGACCCAUUUGAGAUCCAUUGAUAGUAAAGCAGACUUCUGGACACAAGGAAAGCUAAUAUCAAAAGAGUGAAUCGUACACAGAAGAACCCUUGGUGGUCAGCUGGAACAAGCUUAUCGCACAGACAAGCGGGAAAAUAAGUAUCUGAAGAAGUUAUAUCAAAUUCGUUCGUACUAUUCAGCGCUGACACAGCCUUUUACAAGAUGUCAAAAAAUAGAAUAAUUCUAUGGACGGCUCCCCGUUGCGUCUCGACGGCGUUUGAGAGAUCGAUCAUGACUCUCAAGAACUCGAAAAUCUUUCACGAACCGUACUCAAAAGCGUACUACUUUGGCCCAGAGAAGCAAAGUCCAAGAUACGCCUCACAAGAGACCAAUCAUCAAGCUACAUACCGUUCCAUUAGCAAAAUGCUUCAAAAAGAGUACGAUGGCAGAGAUUUCUUGUUCUCAAAGGAGAUGGCUUACUGCGUGGAAAACAAGAUGCAUAUUUUCACUGAAGAGGGUUUUAAAAACUUUCAGCACUCCUUCCUGAUCCGCCAUCCUCUAAAAGCAGUUUACUCGCUCUUCAAGGCCUCCACGAAUCCGAAGCUUACGGGAUGGGAUUACUUCGAUCCCGCGGAAGCGGGAUUUCGCCAGAUGUUGGAAUUGUACGAGUUCGUCGACAGAAAUAUCCACAGAAAUCCCGUUGUCGUCGAUGCAGACGAUCUUCUGGAUUAUCCAAACGAAAUCCUGCAGAGUUACUGUGAAGCAGUGGGUCUGGAGUAUGAAGAGAACAUGACUUCGUGGGAGCCGGGUCCUGUACCGGAGUGGGACACCUGGGCUGGGUGGCACGAGGAUGCCCUGAAGAGUUCAGGAUUCAAACCAAGAGUGAAGAAGAACAGGUCCCGAGCCUGCACGGCGUUUGACGUGGAAGAUCUGCCGCCUGAAGUAGCAGCUGUUGUAGAAGAGUGUAUGCCACACUACGAGGCGCUGGCCGCGAAAAAGACCUUGCCAAAAAACAUUGAACUAUGCUAAGUAAGUUUAAGAGGUAUAGUCCUGAUAUACUAUAAAAAUAACCACUAUUUAUGUCACGUAGAAGAUUGAAUUUAUAGGGUAUUUAUUUUUAUAUUUAAAAUACACUCUGAUAUAUUAUAGAUCUGUUCCGUUUUUUAUUAGUUUUUUUAUAUUUACCAAAAGGACUUAGGGCUCAGGUUAGCCCAGGUUGAGUCACACUUUAUUCAAUAUUUGAAACGGGUUAGAGAAAGUUUACUUUCAGAACUUUACGAUGAUGUAUUUUAGAUUUCACUUUGUAAUCUCAAAACCACUCUGUGAAGACUGUAAACGCUAACAACUGGCGGCCAAAGGAUUAGUAACAGUAUCGGAUAACUUCUGAUCGUAAAUUUGCUUAUGGUGCCUGUCGGCAGUUCUCGUAAAAAUGCAAACUCUAUACAAUUUUCUGUUUAGAUAAUGUAGCUAUCCUGCUUGAAUUUUUUAUCAGUAAAAUAAUAUUCAGAAUAUAGAGGACAGUGAGUCGUACUCAGAUCGCACUGUGUUUGACGCUGUAAAGUGGGAGAUCUGGGUUCGGAAUUAGCACAAAACUCUUACAGUUCAAUCCCUGGUGGAUUGAGUUAAUCAACAUAAACGUAUAAGUUAUAAUAAAUUUACAUAACACCACAAAUUUUGGGACAUGUUUUUUUCAAACUCAUUAAUAUGUCAUCAAGUUCAAACAAUGCAAAUCAAGACCGUCACGGUGUUUGGAUAUCUUAUCUUAAUUAGCAUAGAUUUUUACUAUCUUUUUUCUCCAUUUUCUCCUUGAAUUUUAGUUUCGAUUGAGAAGAUAUACCAAAAAGAAAUACCGUGUUUGACCAAAAUUCCAAACACCUCGAGGUUCUUCAUAAAUUAAAUAUUCCGCUGCGCGUCGUGUUUGGAAAGUGGUCAAACGCGGUAUUUCGUGUUUGAUAUAUUACCACAUAUUACGUCAAGGAGUCAAAAAUAAGUGACUGCAUCUCGUAUGACUAGAAAAGUUAAGUUCUAAAGAGCAGAACUAGUGGAAACACGCCUUGCAACUAACCCAUAAAAGGGAAAUCCCUGAUAUACUCAUUAAAAAUUAAUUUGUUUGGUCCGAGCAAUAAUUCAUCAGUCAUUUUCUUAUCUGAAAACCUUGUAACUGUGAUCAACGAUCGCCUUUUGGUGUCCUGAAUUUUAUUUCUUUUAUAAAAUGAUAAAUUUAAGCGAGAAAAGAGCGAAGAAAAUAUUGAACAAUCGUGUUAACGCGUCAGCUGGUAUUGAUGAACAACGAAAGACAAACACAAUAAAAUAAAAUCUCUCAUGGCCAGUUGAUAUUUGUAGGGAGGUGUUGGGGAAACGUUCAAAUUAAUGUGUUCUUAAACUUCAAACAUACUCUACUGUUUCAUCGGUCAAUUUUCUAGCUCCGCCUAGAAUCAUUUCACUAUACCACAUUAGGCACAUACUCGCCGGGACCAAUACUGCCUUGCAUUCUGCGCGCACCGCAUCGCUAGCCGAUAUGUCGCUUUCCCAAACCAAAAAUUUUGUUAUGUCGCUUAAAAGUCGCUCUACUUUGCUUUCAAAAAUGGUGGCAUACCAAUCGCGCAACGUAAGUGCCAUGUGAUUUUCGGCCUGGUUGCCAUCUUGGAUGCAGCGCCUCGGCUGCACCUCAAUGCAAUUCGAUAUGGCGGGAAACGCACGAGCGCAGCACGGGAUACUUGAUACGGGAUACUAUUUCCCGCGCAACGUGGCAAUGGUGGUCACCUUGAGCCUGGUUUUCACAACAACGGUAAGCACAAGCAUAAGGAUAACAGUAGUGAGGACACCCACAACACAAUCAUAAGCACAAGCAGAACAAAGUAUUGAUUCUUGUUGUGCUUUUACAUAUGUCAAGUGGGAACGCGCUGCUGUAAGCAUAAACAUAAGAGUCAGUCUGCCAUCUUUUUUACUGUUUUGAGGAGGUUGGAGGCUAAAAUAAGGCAACUAUCCAUUCUGCGCAUGCCUUUAUACUUAUGAUUGUGUUGUAUGCAUCCUCGCUACCGUAACGCUUACGUUCGUGCUUGUGCUUAUGUCGUUGUGACAAAGAGGCUAACAAGAGGCGGCUGAUGACGUAAGGUAGCUAAGCCAAAAACGCCAUAAAAAUACGAGAAAUCAUGUGUCUUUAUUAUUUCUUACAACCUGAACAAAUUAAAUCUUUUUAUCCUAAGUUUUACUUAGUCUUAUUUAUGUAUUAUUAACAUCCGGGAAUGACGGUCAAAAUGAUCAAAUGACCGCAUGACAGCGAGGCCACAAUCGACCUCACAGAAAAGCCCAGCUGAGAAUGUCAACAUUAGACUGACGGGACUGUAACCUUGGACAAUGAGUUCUGGAUACUUAACAAGUUGAACAUGUCAUUCAAUGCUGUAAAAGAGCAGUGGCAUUAGUUCACGAGUUACUAAUCAUCGAUUUAUUCAUGUCCCCAACCUCACUGUCCAAGACUUGUAAAUGAGAUACCUCGUACUUAGGCCAGGCAGUUCACCAAACCAUACAUAAUCAUGACCAUCAAACCCAACCUGAAACGUUUAAUCUUAAAUACUUAGUCAUACAGUUAAUAUUUAUCUCAUUUUUUUAUUCUUAAAAUUAUAGAAACAAGAAGUACGAGCUAUUUCAUUUAGCCCCACAAUCACUGCAUGUAAGUCUCCCUCAAUUAUCUCAGAACUGGUGCUUCAAUCAGUUCUUGCUGAAAUCCAUAACUUUUUUUUCUAUAAUAUU
Messenger RNA from Orbicella faveolata, 4849 nucleotides. RefSeq lists its product as uncharacterized. Lineage: Eukaryota; Metazoa; Cnidaria; Anthozoa; Scleractinia; Merulinidae. The record is from RefSeq and is a predicted model, not a curated record.